Molecule: messenger RNA, 624 nt
Organism: Necator americanus (New World hookworm)
Lineage: Eukaryota; Metazoa; Nematoda; Chromadorea; Rhabditida; Ancylostomatidae
Exons: 6
Coding region: 1-624 (207 amino acids)
Source: RefSeq, a predicted model, not a curated record
AUGGUAUAUGGUAAGCCAUAUGCAUAUGGUAAGCUUUUGAAAAAUGAAAUUUCCCGCCUUCAAGCUUUUCUUCUUUUUCUGACGCACAUUUUCGUAUUGGUGCACGUUAACAUCACUGCGUCAUUGUCACCGUACGUUAGCUUCAUAGGUGUAAUUUCGGGUAUGGCUUCGUCAAGACGACUUCAGAAGGAGCUGUCAGACUUGAAGUCCUGUGGAGUCAAGGCAUACGAAAGUGUAGAAUACGAUGAAUCAAAUCUCCUCCAUUGGACAGUGCUUCUUGUCCCAGACAAAGAACCGUACAACAAGGGUGCCUUUAAAGUGAAUAUUGAUUUUCCUGCUGACUAUCCUUUCAAACCACCAAAAAUUACUCUUGCCACCAAAAUAUACCACCCCAAUAUUGACGACAAAGGACAAGUUUGCCUCCCCAUUGUGGAUCCUAACAACUGGAAGCCUGCGACGCGAACUGAACAAGUUAUGAUGGCAUUGCUGGCAUUGAUCCAGGAACCAGAACCUGAUCAUCCUCUUCGAGCCGAUCUGGCUGAAGAAUUCAGCAAGGACCGCAAGAAGUUCAAUAAGACAGCGGAGGAAUUCACGAAGAAACACGCGGAGAAGCGACCCGAGUAG